GACACGCACAACUUGUAAAGGGACUCUGCCUGCCCGUGUUCUUAUAAAACACUGCGAACUUCUCCUCAUGUUAUACUUAAUCCUCCGACACUAGACACUGCAUCAUGUUCUUCGGUAAUAACUUCGAAGACUUCCACCUCGACAUCGUCGGUUUCCUCGCCAUCUUGGGCGAGGGCUCCGUGUCGGUGAACUACCAAGCUAUGACAUUAUCUUAUUUCACCUUUCUCCCACGCCUCCUGCCCGCACCCCAAGCAUUUAUGCGACCGUCCCGACCGCUCCGUUUAGACGAUGUUCCAGGAAUGGUGGUAGGAGUCCACUCAGGAAAUUGCCGACACCACGUCUACCGCAUCCCGCAUAUCAUCCUGCCCGGCGAAAAAUCGAUGAAGAUCAGUUCCGAUUACACGGUCCGCCAUUUUCGCAUCGAGAUGAAAGGAGGGAACCCCGAGGAUGCCCUGCUCACGGCCCAGACCUUCGGGAUACUCUCAUUCCUCGCUAUCCUCGGCUUCGCUAUGUCGAUCGCGCUGCUCGGCCUCUCCAUCCACUUCAACGACGGCUGGGCACUGGUAGCGACCGUUCUCCUCUCUUGCCUUUCUUCGCUCCUCGGAGUCAUGUGCAAGUGGUCCCUGGCGCUCGGAAAACGCGUAACAGGUCGAGACGACAUCCCUUCCGGAGACGUCAUAAUCUGCUACCCGAACGGCUCUUUCCUCAUCGUCGAAUGUGACGAAGCGAUCGCCCGGCCCCUCUUCUUCGCACCCGAACGCUGCAACUACCUCCUCUCCGGAACGUGGUAUCGCUCUCUCGCCCUCCUCGGAACAAUGAUGCUGAUGUUCGGGGUCAUUGCACUUGGUAACUCAGGAUCACGCAUGCAAGUCGCCUUCGGUGCCGCUUAUGUGCUGCUGAAUGCCGCGUACUGGCUUGUUGCAGCCAUGCCUGAGAAAAUCCAUUGGGAUUACUCGGCGCUUGAUAUACAGGAGCUUUCGACCAUUCGUCCGGCCCCAGGCGAGAAGCUGAGCUUUCGAAACGCACUGUGGACUGCGAUUAGACUGACCGGGUCGACAAGAUGGGUGCGGACCGGGCGGAUUGCGCCUGAUACCCAGGCAUGGGAUGACUGGUUGCACAAGGCAGAUGAUGCUGUGAAUAGAAGGGAGGGGAUGGAUCCGGAUAAUUGGGAUUACUCGAAAGAGUUGGAUGAGUGCCUCGCCUGGUAUACUGAUCGGCCACGGAAACCGAGUGAUCAAUCUUGAUGUUAUGAAACUGUGCUUCUGGGAGAGGCUUUUGGAUAUUUCGGAUUAUGUAUACCUAUUGUGAUGAUGUUUACGACGAUGAGUUAAUGACUGUGAUUCUUGCAUAUAUAAGGAUCUUGCGAUUUGCGUUCAUUUGCUAGAUCGUUGGUUUCUUUUCGCCCCUGUCUUCUUCUUGUUCUUCUUCGUUGCUGUUGCGG
Molecule: messenger RNA, 1441 nt
Organism: Aspergillus alliaceus
Lineage: Eukaryota; Fungi; Ascomycota; Eurotiomycetes; Eurotiales; Aspergillaceae
Exons: 1
Coding region: 105-1244 (379 amino acids)
Source: RefSeq, a predicted model, not a curated record